Molecule: messenger RNA, 627 nt
Organism: Neurospora hispaniola
Lineage: Eukaryota; Fungi; Ascomycota; Sordariomycetes; Sordariales; Sordariaceae
Exons: 2
Coding region: 1-627 (208 amino acids)
Molecular function (GO): acyltransferase activity, transferring groups other than amino-acyl groups
Source: RefSeq, a predicted model, not a curated record
AUGGACCUCCCAACGCUCCCCAUCUCUCCCUCAAUGACCUACGUCUUUUCCCCCGACCAACACGGCCACCUCGUCCCAUGGAUCGCCGCCCUGCACGCCUCGUGCAUGACCAUGGACCGGAUGAUCGGGCCUUUCUUGCCUCCCCUCGAAAACGGCAAGCUUCUGGGAUGGUGGAGGGAGCGAAUCGCCGAGUCCAACCAGGGCACGCGCGUUAUCGUCCUGCUCCUCCCCGAGACUCCUCCCGGCAGCAAGCCGGUGGGCAACGACCUACGAGGACUGGCAAUGCUCAAGCUAAGCGACACGGAGACGGGUUCGUUCAGGGGCAAGAUCGAUACCUUGUUGGUGAAUCAGAAAUACCGGAGGCAGGGGGGCGCCAAGGCGUUGGUGGAUGCGUUGGAGUAUGAGGCUGCCAGGAGGGGGAGGACUUUAUUGCGUGUUAACACCGAAACAAACUCCCCCGCCGAAGCCACCUUCAAAAAGUUUGGGUACAUCGAGUUCGGCCAAGUGCCCCAGUUCAGCAAAGCCGUCAUUCCUCAGGGCAGCCUCAAGAAGAGCGAAACGUUUUUCUACAAGGAUCUUCUCGCAUUUUCGCAGCCGCCAUCUGGUUCUUCUUCUAACUCGUCCUAG